Messenger RNA from Trachymyrmex septentrionalis, 1123 nucleotides. RefSeq names its product dysbindin protein homolog (gene Dysb). Bases 331 to 1062 code for a protein of 243 amino acids. The transcript has 6 exons. The record is from RefSeq and is a predicted model, not a curated record. Gene Ontology annotation, cellular component: cytoplasm. Gene Ontology annotation, biological process: negative regulation of protein kinase activity. NCBI's taxonomy places the organism in Eukaryota, Metazoa, Arthropoda, Insecta, Hymenoptera, Formicidae.
CUGUCCGUGCUACUCAAUCCGACAUAUCCAUUCGACAACAAUCUGUUCGCUUUGUGCUUACUGCACUCGAAUUAUUCGCUCCUCCUCUUUCCAACGCCUAGAUAUAUGUUUAGAUCUCGUUUCCGAACGUGUAAAGUAUCUGGGAGUGCAGAUGAGAGGAACAAACGUAUCAUCAUGUCCGCGACAAUCUGAUGAGUCAAAUUAUCAACAAAGUUCUCGUACGUCGUUUUCGGAUUUCGAUCUAAUUUUACUCCAUCAAAGAGAAUAGCCGGAUCUAAAAAAGUCGGAGAUUCAUCGACAGCGAAUGUUUACUAGCAAAGUCAGUAAAAUAUGUUUGGGUCACUACGUAGCAAGUUUCAAACAGUGCAAGAAGGUAUAUCUGCUAGUAUACGUGGAUUGUCGACUCCCGAGCAUCCAAAGAGCAAAAAGUCAGCCAAUGUAAGAAAUGUAAAUUAUGAUGCUGGGGCAGAUGUUUUGCAUCAUUUUCAACUGCAAUGGAACGAGCUUCAUGAGCUCGCUGAGGAAAACGCGGGAAAGGCUCAAGAAGCAGAUGCGCUGAUAUCCUCUAUUUAUGAAAAACUUCAACACGAGUGGAACAAUGUUACAUGCUUAAACAAUACCUUAGCUUACAUUCCAAAGAUUAAUAAUGCGAUUCAAGAUCUGAUGGACCAAAUAGGAAACUUACAAGAAAUGUUCGAAGAAGUUGAAGGAGCUUUGUAUCGAUUGGAAGACUUAAAUGAAAUGUUAGAUUUACAAAGUAGACAGUUGGAUCAUAGGUUCCAAUUGGCUUUGUACAAAGAGAAGAAAUUGAUGGAAUUAAAUAAUUUCAAAACAAAACUAGCUAACGAGCACACAGAGAGACUUUCACAGCAUGAAUUAAAUCAGCAAAAAAAAUUGAAGGAACGACGAGAGACUUUUGAGGAAGCUUUUAAAGAGGAUCUUGAGGAAUACAAAACAACUGGAUCCAUACCAAAGUUACCAGUCUCUGCGAAAGGCCCAUCCUUGGACGAGAUAGUAUUAGACAUUGAUUCAAAGAUAUUUGAUGAGUUUUUAGAGAAUUAAAAGCAGAGGAUUCAAAUAAAUGUUGUUGCUAAACUUUUUUAUUUAAAGAUAUAGCAUAUGC